CAGUAUGCCAGAUCUCCGCAGGAAAAAGACUUUGCCUAUUGUACGAGAUGUGACUCUGGCUGCCCGGAAAUCUGGACUCUCCCUGGCUAUGGUGAUUAGGACAUCACUAAACAAUGAGGAACUGAAAAUACAUGUCUUCAAGAAGACCUUGCAGGCUUUGAUCUACCCCAUGUCCUCCACCACCCCACACAAUUUUGAGGUCUGGACAGCUACAACACCUACCUACUGUUACGAGUGUGAAGGGCUCCUGUGGGGCAUUGCCCGGCAAGGCAUGAAGUGUUUGGAGUGUGGAGUGAAGUGCCAUGAAAAGUGCCAGGAUCUCCUAAAUGCUGACUGUUUGCAGAGAGCAGCAGAAAAGAGUUCUAGGCAUGGUGCCGAAGACAAGACUCAGACCAUUAUUACAGCUAUGAAAGAAAGAAUGAAGAUCAGGGAGAAAAACAGGCCAGAGGUGUUUGAAGUAAUUCAGGAAAUGUUUCAAAUUUCUAAAGAAGAUUUUGUGCAGUACACAAAGGCGGCCAAACAGAGUGUACUGGAUGGGACAUCUAAAUGGUCAGCAAAAAUAACUAUUACAGUGGUUUCUGCACAAGGCUUGCAGGCAAAAGACAAAACAGGGUCAAGUGACCCCUAUGUGACAGUUCAAGUUGGAAAGAACAAAAGAAGGACUAAAACCAUUUUUGGAAACUUAAAUCCAGUAUGGGAUGAGAAGUUUUAUUUUGAGUGCCAUAACUCCACAGAUCGAAUCAAAGUCAGAGUCUGGGAUGAAGAUGAUGACAUUAAAUCCAGAGUCAAGCAACAUUUCAAAAAGGAGUCAGAUGAUUUUCUGGGACAAACAAUUGUAGAAGUCAGGACCCUGAGUGGAGAAAUGGAUGUCUGGUACAACUUAGAGAAACGGACAGAUAAGUCAGCUGUAUCUGGGGCCAUUCGAUUGAAAAUCAAUGUGGAAAUAAAAGGAGAGGAGAAAGUUGCUCCAUAUCAUAUACAAUAUACAUGUUUACAUGAGAAUCUGUUCCAUUACUUGACUGAAGUGAAAUCUAAUGGUGGAGUGAAAAUCCCAGAGGUCAAAGGGGAUGAAGCCUGGAAAGUUUUCUUUGAUGAUGCUUCUCAAGAAAUAGUUGAUGAAUUUGCCAUGCGUUAUGGGAUUGAGUCCAUUUAUCAAGCUAUGACGCACUUUUCAUGUCUGUCUUCUAAAUACAUGUGCCCUGGUGUCCCUGCCGUCAUGAGCACCUUGCUGGCGAAUAUAAACGCUUUCUAUGCUCACACAACAGUUUCAACAAAUGUACAAGUUUCUGCCUCAGAUCGAUUUGCCGCUACCAACUUUGGUAGGGAAAAAUUCAUAAAACUACUGGACCAGUUGCAUAACUCUUUAAGGAUUGACCUGUCAAAGUACAGGGAAAAUUUUCCUGCCAGCAAUGCUGAAAGACUGCAAGACUUGAAAUCAACGGUUGACCUGCUAACAAGUAUCACCUUUUUUCGAAUGAAGGUUUUAGAGCUGCCAAGUCCCCCAAAGGCCAGCUUGGUGGUGAAGGAUUGUGUCAGGGCUUGCCUGGAUUCCACGUACAAGUAUAUUUUCGACAAUUGCCAUGAACUCUAUUCCCAGCUGAUAGACCCGAGUAAGAAACAGGACAUUCCUCGGGAAGAUCAGGGACCAACCACCAAGAAUUUGGAUUUUUGGCCCCAACUUAUUACACUGAUGGUCACUAUUAUUGAUGAGGAUAAAACUGCCUACACACCUGUCCUGAAUCAGUUUCCUCAAGAACUGAACAUGGGAAAAGUCAGUGCUGAAAUUAUGUGGACCCUUUUUGCUCAGGAUAUGAAAUAUGCACUAGAAGAACAUGAAAAGCAGCGGUUAUGCAAGAGCACCGAUUAUAUGAAUUUGCAUUUCAAAGUGAAAUGGUUUUAUAAUGAAUAUGUGCGAGAACUUCCUGCCUUCAAGGAUGCUGUUCCUGAAUACUCCUUGUGGUUUGAACCUUUUGUCAUGCAGUGGCUAGAUGAAAAUGAAGAUGUAUCAAUGGAGUUCCUUCAUGGAGCACUGGGAAGAGACAAAAAAGAUGGAUUCCAGCAGACGUCUGAUCAUGCCCUUUUCUCUUGUUCUGUGGUUGAUGUCUUUGCUCAGCUUAAUCAGAGCUUUGAGAUUAUUAAGAAACUGGAAUGUCCUAAUCCUGAAGCAUUAUCUCACUUAAUGAGAAGAUUUGCAAAGACUAUCAACAAAGUACUGCUUCAGUAUGCUGCAAUUGUAUCAAGUGAUUUCAGUUCAUAUUGUGAUAAGGAAAAUGUGCCCUGUAUAUUGAUGAACAAUAUUCAACAAUUGCGGGUCCAGCUGGAAAAAAUGUUUGAGUCUAUGGGAGGAAAAGAGCUAGAUCCCGAAGCUAGUACUAUUCUAAAAGAACUUCAAGUUAAACUUAAUGGGGUUUUGGAUGAGCUCAGCGUCACUUAUGGUGAAAGUUUCCAGCUUAUCAUUGAAGAGUGUAUAAAACAGAUGAGUUUUGAACUAAAUCAAAUGAGAACAAAUGGAAAUACCGCAUCUAAUAAGAACAGUGCAGCAAUGGAUGCAGAGAUUGUAUUAAGACCUCUCAUGGACUUCUUGGACAAAACAUUAAGUCUCUCAGCAAAAAUCUGUGAGAAAACAGUCCUGAAGCGAGUUUUGAAAGAGCUAUGGAAGAUAGUUCUUAACAAAAUAGAAAAACAAAUUGUUCUCCCUCCUCUGACAGAUCAAACAGGACCCCAGAUGAUUUUCAUCGCAGCUAAAGAUCUUGGACAAUUAUCUAAACUGAAGGAGCACAUGACUCGAGAGGAUGUGAAGGGUCUGACACCAAGACAAUGCACAAUAAUGGAGGUGGUCCUGGCUACCACCAAGCAAUACUUUCAUGCAGGAGGAAGUGGCCUCAAGAAGAAUUUCUUGGAGAAAAGCCCAGAUCUUCAGUCUCUGAGAUAUGCUCUCAGUCUUUAUACCCAAACUACUGAUGCCUUGAUAAAGAAAUUCAUAGACACCCAAACCUCACAGAGUCGCUCCUCCAAAGAUUCAGUGGGUCAGAUAUCUGUUCAUGUGGACAUCACCCCCACCCCAGGAACUGGAGAACAUAAAGUCACUGUAAAAGUGAUUGCUAUUAAUGACCUAAACUGGCAGACCACCGCAAUGUUUCGCCCCUUUGUGGAAGUUUGUAUACUGGGACCCAACCUUGGAGACAAGAAGAGAAAACAAGGCACAAAGACAAAAAGCAACACGUGGUCACCAAAGUACAAUGAAACAUUUCAGUUUAUUCUGGGUAAUGGAAACCGCCCAGGGGCCUAUGAACUUCAUCUCUCAGUUAAGGAUUACUGCUUUGCCCGAGAAGACCGAAUUAUCGGAAUGACAGUAAUUCAGCUACAGAACAUAGCAGAAAAGGGAAGCCACGGAGCAUGGUAUCCCCUUUUGAAAAAUGUCUCUAUGGAUGAAACUGGUUUGACUAUCCUUAGAAUACUCUCUCAGAGGACCAGCGAUGAUGUGGCUAAAGAAUUUGUAAGACUUAAGUCUGAAACAAGAUCUGCUGAAGAGAGUGCUUGAAACAAAUACUACAAGAUUUCAUCUUUGAGCACUCACAAAUUAUAACCGUUUGACUACCGCAUGCAUGUGCAAAUACAUGGGAAUGUUUAUUUCACUAUGUUUCAGUGUUUGCCAGUACUCAGUGUCUAUAAGGUAUGUGAAAAACCUGCUGAACUUUUAUACCAAUUCUGGUCUUUGGGAAAUAAAUGUUCCAUGAAGUGCCAAAAUUAUGAUGUAAAGUGAAAUAUCUAGAAUAUCUUUUAAAACGUUGAUUUCACUUCAUUUCCAAUUUCUCACACAUUAAACAUACUAAACAACAAUUAGUCUUCUGAGUUUGUCCAUUAGUGGUCUUUGUUAAAAUUUGUGUAUUUUGCCCAUAGAUCAGGAAGCAUUUGUUACUCAAAUUCCAUUUUAUUUACUUACCUCAUUGUAGAUGUCUCACAAAUACCCUUUUCUAUCAUAACUAGAAAUGCAGUCACUUCUAGAAAGUGUUUGUAAUUUUAUAGUUGCAGAUAUAUUGUGAUGAAUUUUGCAUACAAAUUAAAAUAGAAAAGGUGGGAAAUAUUUUAUGCUGACCAGUUUCCAACCUUUCUGAAAUAUCACUGUGAAGAAAUGCUGUUAAAGCAAACUUAUACAAAGCAGCGCUAAAUAGAGUUUGUUAACGAUGUUUGAUAUAUUGACAAAACUUUGUUCUUUAAAACUGCCAAGGUCACAUCACGUUUGUAAAAAAAAGGUAAA
Equus quagga is the source of this 4258-nucleotide messenger RNA. It is a transcript of the gene UNC13C, whose product is annotated as unc-13 homolog C. The record is from RefSeq and is a predicted model, not a curated record. Gene Ontology annotation, cellular component: synaptic vesicle membrane; plasma membrane; presynaptic membrane. Gene Ontology annotation, biological process: dense core granule priming; neuromuscular junction development; synaptic vesicle maturation. Lineage: Eukaryota; Metazoa; Chordata; Mammalia; Perissodactyla; Equidae. Gene Ontology annotation, molecular function: calmodulin binding; syntaxin-1 binding; phospholipid binding. The transcript has 28 exons. The coding region runs from base 5 to 3541 and encodes 1178 amino acids.